This is a messenger RNA of Triticum urartu, 1415 nucleotides long. Its product is annotated as WAT1-related protein At3g30340. Gene Ontology annotation, molecular function: transmembrane transporter activity. Gene Ontology annotation, cellular component: membrane. The record is from RefSeq and is a predicted model, not a curated record. NCBI's taxonomy places the organism in Eukaryota, Viridiplantae, Streptophyta, Magnoliopsida, Poales, Poaceae.
AAACGAAACCGUGAGUCGGAGACAUGCCUUGAGAUGCCAUUUUCCGGACCUUCGCCUGUCACCACCCCUAUAAAAACCAUGGCAUAACCAGAAACAAAUUGCCCAUCAGAUCAUCGAGGCAGACGGACUGAAAAUGUGGAGUGCAGGAUGCGUGGAGCAGUGGAUGCCGACGGCGGCGAUGGUGGCGACGAACGUCGUGAUCGCCGUCAUGACCACGCUGCUCAAGCAGGCGCUGAACCAGGGGAUGAACCGGCUGGUCCUCAUCACUUUCAGGCAGAUGCUGGCCACUGUAUUCCUUGGCCCCAUUGCCUACUUCAAGGAAAGGAAGACAAGACCAAAGAUCACUGCUGAAAUCUUUGCGUACCUGUUCCUUAGUGGAAUCCUCGGCCCGGUCCUGCUUCAGUACACGCUCUUCGUCGGGCUGGAGUACACGACCGCAACGUUUGCUGCGACUUUCGGCAAUCUGCUCCCGGUGGUUACCUUCCUGAUAUCACUCGCUUUCGGGUAUGAGGCGCUGGAGGUUCGGAGCAAGUCCGGGAGCGCCAAGAUCUCCGGCACGCUGCUGUCCCUCACGGGGGCCAUGAUGCUCACCUUCUACAAGGGCGCGUCCCUCACCCACCUCCACCACCACCUGCCCCCGUCGUCGGCGGCGGCGGCCGGCGUCGAGGAGCAGCACCGGAGCGCGGUGCGGUGGGUGCUGGGGUCGGCGUCGAUGCUGGCGAACGUGGUGGGGUUCGCGGGGUGGCUGCUGCUGCAGCGGCGGCUCACGCGCCUGUACCCGGCGGUGUACUCGGCCACGGCGCUCAUGUCGCUGCUCAGCUUCGCGCAGGCGGCGGCGCUGGCGCUGUCCACGCAGUGGGGCGCCGGCCUCGCCGCCUGGCGGCUCCGCGGCACCGUCGAGAUCGCCGCCGUCGUGUACUGCGGGGUGGUGGCGUCCGGGGUCGGGUACCUGCUGCUGACCUACUGCGUGGAGAAGCGGGGCCCGGUAUUCACCGCCGCCUUCAGCCCGCUGGCGCAGAUGUUCGUCGCCGGCAUCGACCUAUGCGUCCUCCACGAGCCCCUCUACCUCGGCAGCGUGCUGGGGUCGGUGCUGGUCAUCCUGGGCCUCUACCUCGUGCUGUGGGGCAAGAGGGAGGAAGCCGCCGUCGCAGCCGCCGCCGCCGCUCCGGCGAAGACGGUGGAGGUAGCAGCAGCUGGCCACGGAGACGUGGCAGAGCAGCAGGAGAGAGUGUGAUCCCGAACCGAAGUCUGAACUGCAGCAAGACACGCAUUUGAAAUUUUGAACUAGAGAGAACAUGAUGAACUGAAACUACUAAUCAAACACUGUACUGUACCGUAGGAAAUUUGGAUGGGAACAGUUGUGAUCUUGACAUGAGAGUGAGAUGCUCUGGUGAAGAUGGGGAUGAACUAUGAGA